AUGUUCCGCCAGAUGAUCUUUCGUGACCUUCCCGAGCUGCAACCGUCAGAGUAUCAGCUGUUGGCUUCAGGUUCCAGGGAAGAACACUGGGUUCAGUCUUCUUCCUCUGGCGAAUCCUUCUUCGUGCAAUGGUACUCUUAUGUCUCCCCGCCGCAGCUAGGAAAGAAGAGAGAGCCGGUGUUCAUGGUGUAUAGAGAGGAAGAGACGACGGAGAAUAGCUACAUGUGCUACACUGAGGACAUUGGCGAUCUCUGCAUUUUCCUUUCGGAGAGCCAUCCUUUCUGCGUCGAGGCCAGCUCCUGCCCUGGUCUGGAGCCCAACUCCAUCUACCUCAUCUCUCAUGAAGACUUCGCCGUCUACAGUCUCGCCACAAAAACCUGCCGGGGACUGAAACCACCCAAGAUUGGACCCGCAGGUGGAGAGAUACAGACUCCUUUCCUUCCUUACUGGAUCCCUCCAUUGUCUGUCUAA
Messenger RNA from Microthlaspi erraticum, 471 nucleotides. The record is from the annotation of a GenBank genome assembly. NCBI's taxonomy places the organism in Eukaryota, Viridiplantae, Streptophyta, Magnoliopsida, Brassicales, Brassicaceae.